Molecule: messenger RNA, 1946 nt
Organism: Amphimedon queenslandica
Lineage: Eukaryota; Metazoa; Porifera; Demospongiae; Haplosclerida; Niphatidae
Product: semaphorin-2A-like
Exons: 16
Coding region: 153-1946 (597 amino acids)
Biological process (GO): axon guidance; semaphorin-plexin signaling pathway; neural crest cell migration
Cellular component (GO): plasma membrane
Molecular function (GO): semaphorin receptor binding; chemorepellent activity
Source: RefSeq, a predicted model, not a curated record
AUGAAGAGUUCCAAUCCCACGGAUACAGUCUUGCUCAAGCUUUUCCACGCUGUCAUACCACUGUGGCAGUAUUAAGUGACCAUCGAGUCAAUUAUGUGUAACUACGCAUCUGAUGAGUGGUGACUGACUCCUACAAUUUGUGUCAGUGGAUCAUGAGGCUAUGUGCUCUGUUAAUUCCUGUGCUAUUAGCAACCACUAGUUAUUCACAAGACUACACUUAUUGGAACCAUCCACAAAUUGAACUAACCAAUCUCUUUAAAAUUGACUAUGCUAGUGACCUCAUUAUACUGGCUGCAAAAAAUAAUAUAUUGCAUUUGACAUUGGAUCUACAGACUAUAUUAAAUGCACAGAAUGCUACACCUAGUGCUACAAAGAUACACACUUGCAGAACCAGUAAUGCUAUAUUUGAAUCAUUGGCAAAUUGUCAGAACUUUCAUCACAUAUUACACAUACCAACAACAGAUACCCUCCUAUCACUGGACAAUAACCAGACUGUACCACUCAAUGAGACAAUAUUAGCCUGCGGCUCUGAUGCUUAUCAGCCUCUUUGCUUUUACAGAAAUCGUACAGACUUGACUCUCUUGAAAUCCUAUGAGGCUAGGAAUUUUUGUCCUUUUGGUCGCAGCUUUGUGAGUGCAUCCACUCUAUCAAGCAAUGGGAAUUUAGUAUCAGGAACAUCACUCAAUGUCAGAGCUAGUAGUUAUGGACUGUCUUUGUCUCACUCUCCAUUUAAUGGAACUGCAUCAGUUACUACCAUUAACUACUACAUAUCAUUUCAAGAACCAGAAUUUGUUGAUGUAUAUGAGUUUGGUGAUUAUUACUAUUUCUUUAUGAGAGAGACAGCAGAAGAGAUUGGACAAGUUUCUAUGCGCCCUAUAUACUCUAGAGUUGGUAGAGUCUGUAAGAAUGAUACUGGUGUCACUAAUAUUCUUAUUCCUACUUCUACAAAAGUUUUUGUCACAUAUCUCAAGGCUCGUAUUAUGUGCCAGUCAAGGGCAAAGUCAAGAAAUGAUGUUCGAUUUACUUUCAAUAGCUUACAGGACACAGUUCAUGUAUCUAAUGUGUCAGGAGAAUACAUGUAUGGUGCUUUCACAUCAUCUGAGAAUGGUCCUGCUGGAUCAGCAAUAUGUGUCUAUACGUUAAAUGGAGAGAAUACUAAUGACCUUUCUGAUGUCUUUACAAAGUCUUAUUUGAAACCAGUAGCUGUGAAUGACUGGGACACAGUUCCUAAUAAUAACCCAGUUACAGUAAGUGACUAUACGAAGAUGCUAUACAAUUUGCAUUUACUUAAAAAGACUUAUGUCUCCAGUCGACAAGGAAGCAAAGACUUCACUAGUCAAAAUGUAGAACUGGAGCGUAACACAGAGAAUGGAGAGGGACAAGUUGUUGGAAUGAUGGAAUUGUACAAAACUAAAGCUAAUAAUUCAGUGUAUGUGUACCUGAGUACAUCUGAAGGUUUGUAUGUUGUACCAUUGGAUGAUUGUGAGAGACUGUAUUCAACAUGCAGUGAGUGUAUUAGCUCACGUGAUCCUUACUGUGCAUAUCAUGUAGAAGAAGGAAAGUGUGUGUCAACCAUCAAUAGUGUAGGAGGGAGUGGUUCAUUACUACAAGACAUUGUUAAUGGUGAUAGUAGCAUUUGUUUUGUUGCUCAUUAUACAACAACUGUUAGUCCAUCACCUACAAUAGCGACACUAUCAACAGUUGACUUAAGUGCCAUCAGUCCUUCAGAGACUAGUGUAAUGAGGCCAACAGUACCUGUAGGUAGAGUUUUUGGAGGAGCUCUUGAAGAACAUGCAUGGACUAUAGCUGCAAGUGCUGGUGGACUGAUAGUUGGUGUAGUGGUUGGUUACUUAAUGCUUGCUUUCAUAACAAACAAAGUCAGGAUCUACAGCAAGUCCCUUUCACAUCGUAAUCAGCCUACUGAUCACAGACAAAAGUCAACAUAG